AUGAGUGAAGGCCGUCCAGUUGCCCCUCCCUCUGGGGAAAGCCGUGGGCCGAUGACAGCGGCGAUUGUUAUCACUUUUACAGCCUUUGCCUUAGUAGUUGUACUGUUACGGGCCGUGACGAGAUUCAUUAUCAUUCGGCGACCAGGAUUAGAGGAUUACUUCUUGGUUAUAGCCAUGGCUGCCUCGAUAGUUACAGGUGUCUGUCAAGUUUUCCAGGUCCAAUAUGGUACUGGAAGACAUUUCGCCGAAGUUGAUCUGGCAGACUGGAGUACCUCUCUUAAGUACCUCUUCGCCAGUAUUGUCGCUUACAACUUCAGCCUUACUCUCACAAAAACCGCGAUCCUAUUACAAUACCUCAGAAUAUUCACCAGCAAAGUGUUUAGAAUUGCGGCAUAUGUGAUGAUGUUUAUAGUCUUUGGAUAUGCAACCGAAGCUAUUCUAACAGCGAUCUUUAACUGUAUCCCGGUGGAAGCGUUUUGGACAGGCGACCCGACUGCCAAAUGUAUCCCACGGGAGGCCCUGUGGUUCGCCAAUGCCGGCCUCAACAUCUUCACCGACUUCAGCAUUGCCAUUCUCCCACUGCCCGUUGUGGUCAAACUCAACAUGCCAAGAAGGCAAAAGAUCCCACUAAUGAUGAUUUUUGCACUUGGUUUCUUUAUCUGCAUCGUCUCAAUCCUGCGUCUUCGCUUUUUAAUCAUCCUCUCCAGAUCUACGGACCCUACAUGGGACCAGCCCGCAACUGCAUAUUGGUCCGCUAUUGAAAUGAACAUAUCGAUCGUUUGCGCCUGCCUCCCGGCCCUUAAGCCACUCGUUUCCCUCGUUGCACCAUCUAUCUUCGGUACGACCGCUGCUGGGUCUCAGCCACCUAGUUAUCGAGAUUAUAGGAAUGCAUAUGGUAGCAAGAAAAUAAGCAGUGGCGGCGGUGGACGUGUCUUCUCUGAUAAGGUUAAACGGAGUAGGAACAACAACAUGGGUAUCACUACCACAGAUGAGGAACUGGAAAUGGGGUUUCGAGAUGUAGGGAUUUCAGGUGGUAAUACCCAACAGCCGAGGUAUAGCACCAGGAUUAGUGGUGAAGAUAUUAAACCGCUUUACAAAAACUCGAGUUCAGUUCAUGGAAAACCUACGUUAGUUCAAUUAACAUCCGGGACAUCUAUGGGGGGUAUAAAACAAACGACAGUGAUUGAGCAGAAUAUAGAGAUAACAGGGAGGGACAGGGACAGGGAUAGCGGUAGCGAAACAGAGAGCUUGAGAAAGCUUGUUCACGCUCCGACAGCCAAUGUUGGUGAAACUCCUGGGAAACGAUAG
This is a messenger RNA of Orbilia oligospora ATCC 24927, 1308 nucleotides long. RefSeq lists its product as uncharacterized. The record is from RefSeq and is a predicted model, not a curated record. The coding region runs from base 1 to 1308 and encodes 435 amino acids. Lineage: Eukaryota; Fungi; Ascomycota; Orbiliomycetes; Orbiliales; Orbiliaceae. The transcript is spliced from 6 exons.